This is a messenger RNA of Seminavis robusta, 5622 nucleotides long. The record is from the annotation of a GenBank genome assembly. Lineage: Eukaryota; Bacillariophyta; Bacillariophyceae; Naviculales; Naviculaceae.
AUGAAGUUCUCCUCGACUAUCCUCCAAGCCCUCAACCACCAUGCCAUGGAAACACCCAACAAGGUCGUCUAUACUUGGCUCAACAUCAAAUGUGAGGAACAAAACAAGAUGACAUUCAAAGAGUUGGAGGAACAAUCCAAUGCUGUUGCUGCUCGUCUUCUGAAGCUUGGAUGCCAAAAGGGAGACCGUGUCAUGGUGGCCUAUCCAUUUGGUCUUGAGUUCUUGGCUGGCAUGUUUGGAGCCAUGAAGAUUGGAGUUAUUCCAUGUUCCAUCUAUCCGCCCAACCCCAAUCAGCUCAAAACAGAUAUGCCAAAGUUCCGUAGAUUUGCUGAGGAUGCCGGAGCCAAGUAUGCUCUCACAUCAAACACGUUUGCUGCUGGGAUGACUGCUGCUAGGGUCCUCUACAAGACUGGUGUCACUUGGAUUGGGACCGACAAGCUAACAAUCAAGAAACGGAACCCCAGCAAGCCAAAAGAUUAUGAGACCUUUGCGGAGAACCAGAAGACAUUUGCUUCAUCCAGUACACUCCGGGCAGUACUGGUCGCCCCAAAGGAGCUCAAAUUUCACUAUCAGGCAAACCUUACCUGUGCCCCAAACUUUGCCUAUGCCUCUGUUGAAGCUGUUCAUUCUGUAGAGUGCGACCCCAACAAGUUGGACGAAUAUUUCUCUGAGCUUCAUCUUUCUGGGGUCCCUGCCAUUGAUGAAGCUUGGUCCAAAGCCAUCAAAACAACUCCUGCAAUGCAAGCCAUGUGCUCCCAAAUCAUGAAGCAUCUUGAAGACAAGCACCCAACCAUCUGCCAGCUUGCCAAGACUCUCAGUGAGAAUCCAGACUGGAUUUUGAUUGAUGAAAGGACAGAUUUCCUUUCUCAGCUUGUACACCAAGUCUUUGUCCUUCAUUGGGUGACAACCUUCAUGAUGGAUAACCCUGAGAGCAUGCAACAAAAGUUGCAAAACGAUGCUGAGUGGGAAAACUCAUGUGAGACUACUCAGACAGUUCCAGUGGAGCUCCAAGAGAUGCUUGGCCUCCCUGAACAAGACCCGAUGUAUGAGAAGUGGCCAUUCUUUCUUUGGAUAAAGAACAGGUCCAUCCUUGCACAAUUGAAUCUUUUAGUACGGAGCUUUCGAUCUUCUGAAGGACCAGGCAUUGAGAAUCAGCUAGAGAAAAUCAAAGACCUUCAGUGUUUGAAUUUAUUGGAGGCUGUCUGGCUUGAAAAGAGCAAUGGACUCAUGGACAAUUCAGAAGUUGGUAGGCUACUGGCUUCCUAUCCCUUGCUGGCAGGAAGGACCCAAUCUAUGAUGGCUCUGCUUGAGCCUCAAGGCAGUACAUGGAAUGAUCUCUACGUUGCUUGGAACAUGCAUUUUGUUUCCUGGUCUGCAGAUAAGGACUCCUCCACUUGGAUGGCAUCCAAAUUGCUGCUACCUUGCAUCAUUGGAGAUGUCAAUGCAAGUUUCUUUUAUGCCAGGACAACAAGCUUGUAUCUGGUUCUACAGACUAUAGGAAGGAAAACAACUUCUCCAAAGUAUUACACCCAAUCAAUCUUGUCAAGAAGAGCACUUGAGAUCUUUGGAAGGCUCAACCUUUCUUGGGCUCAAGAACUUGGAUACUCCCACCCACCACUUGGCAGUGACAAAGGAAUGACACUCAAUGAAGAAGAUUGGCUCUCCCUGUUUGACCAAUGGGGAAGUGAAAACCAAAAAGCCCAGACAACCAACCCUAACUCCAAUAUCAAUGCCUCUAAAGCAAGUGCUAGAGCUACAGACCCAAAUGACUUCUCAGCCAGAUACGCCAAUGUACUCCUGUCGGUCGUUGGAUCACAUAUUGACACAUCCAAGACUUGGGCUGAAAAUGGACUCACAUCACUCCAGAGUGCUGAGCUUAGAAACAAAGUGGAAGAGGAGCUGCAUGUGGUCCUUCCGGCAAACUUUGAACAGCUCUACCCAACACCGAGUGAGCUAUCAGUCUUCUUGAAAGGAUCAGAGAUGAUUGUAGUGCUCUGCAAGUAUGCUGUUGUUGGGAGGUAUCAACCAAGACAAAUUGACCUAUUGUCAUGGGAUUAUCUACAAUGGUGGUUCAUUGAUAGUCUCAUGGAGGUCUGGGAAUCACUCGCGGGAAAGUUCUUCAAAGAAACAAAGUACAUAUGGCUUUUCUACAGGCUCCUUGGAGCAGAUCUUGCAUGGACUGCAAAGAUUGAAUCCUACAUUCGUGAAUUUGAUCUUGUCAGAGUAGAGAGCAGUGCCACUAUUGGGUAUCCCAUCAAGUGCAGGAAAUUCUCUCAAUCAGAACAAUCAAAUCCCAAAAUUACCUUCCGCCCCAUUGUGGUCGGAAAGCAUAGUAAGCUGUCUGGCAUGAUCAGCCCCGGAGUCAAGCUUGGAGAGGGCAGCAAAGUGGAGAAACUAUCUGUUGUUGAAGAGGGGGCAUUGGUGCCGGCUCAUGUCCUUGCCAAAGGCAACCCAGCAUGCAAUGCAGGCUCAUUCAAACAUCAAGAAACACACUCUUUUGAAGAAUCUAUGUUGGAUGUCUUCAAGAUAGUUUGGACAAUCUUUGAAGCAUACCAUUUCUUUGCACUGUCAUAUCUCGUCCACAUGACACUUAACCAACUCCUGCCCAGCUGGCGCUAUGCUUCAAUCCUCCAUUGGUUCUUAUUCUUUCCAACCACUUCAUUCCUUGCCAUCUUCACCAGCAUUGCUCUCAAAUGGCUUUUGAUUGGGAAACGUGAUGCAUCAGAUGAAUAUGGAGGCUCACUCUGGAAACAAGCCUCCAAUUGGGCAUGUGACUUCCACUUCCGGAUUGCAGCUUGGACUCUUAUUCCUUUCUUUGGGCAGUCCAAGGUGUGGCACUUCAUCCUUUUCCUCCAUGGCCUUGACGUUGAUAUGAAAUCUACCCUCAGCCACCCAUACACAAUCUUCUUCCCCUCCAAGGUAGAUUUUGUGAAGAUUCGGUGUUCUUUUAUUCCCACCAGCACUCUUGACCUCAGUAAAAAAGCAAACUCCAAGAUUGAAAUCAUCAACAGCAGUAUUGGCUACAAUUCCAACCUUCAUUCAGGAGUCAAGAUUAUCAAAUCCAAAAUCCCACCAAGAUCCAACGUUUCCGAUAGUGUCUACAAUUUGAAUCAUUCAGACAAUUCACAGAAUGUCAGCAGUUUUACCUUGCUUCUUCCAGAAUUAGGACAGCAACUGCUGAAUGUGGUCCUUUUCUCCAGCAUUGUCCCUGCCUAUGAAAUUGGUCUUGCUGCCACAAAAAGCUCCUCCUUGACUGUUUCUGCGUGCGGUUUGACAGUUGCAUUCACACUACAACUCUUUAUUUGGAUUCUCUUGACCCAAGCAGCUGAGAAGGUUUUAUUGAGUCUUCCGCACAAUGGUCAGCAGAUCUUCUUUGGUAUCUACAUCAACCAUGUAAGACAAUUUCGUGCUGGAAAUUGGCUUGUAAUGGUUCUCUAUGGUACACCCAUGUUUGCCUACUUUGCUCGACUCAUGGGGGCUGAGGUGGAUGGUGACCUUUGGUAUUUUGGAAAUUCUCUGUACGAGUAUGGUAACCUCCACUUCCAAGGUUGCACCAUCGUUGACAGCGCCCAUGUGGCCGGACACUACAUUGAUGGCAAUGGCCUUACCAUUGAUGACACCUAUGUCUCUGGGUUGUUGCAUCCAGGUUGCUAUGCUUCUGCUGGAUCAGUGGUAUCUGCUGCCGAACAUGGUCCAUGGAAGCUCUUCUUUAAAAGAAGUGAUAUCGGUGCCCAGGAAUCUAAAAGUUUGUUGAGAGAUGUGGAGAAUCCUGAGAGAAGUACAGACCAUCUGAUUGAAACUCAGCAGGAAGACGAUAUCUAUCAGAUGCCAAUUGCUUUUGAUGUGCAGUUUGAUAUCCUGUCAUGGGACUUUGUUCGGUGGUGGUUUGUUGACCGAAGCUUGGAUGUUUGGGAGUCCAUCGUGGGGCCACUUGUUCUGGAAACCAAGUACAUUUGGGUCUUCUACAAGGUUCUUGGAGCAGACCUGGCAUGGUCAGCAAAGAUUGAUUCCUACAUCCGCGAAUUCGAUCUUGUGAAAGUAGGGGAGAGCGCUACGAUUGAUCACCCCAUAAAGUGCAGGAAAUUCUCCGAGUCCACAGAAGCAGGCCCACUGAUGACCUUCCGUCCCAUUGUGGUUGGAAGCAACUGCCAUAUGUCUGGUAUGAUCAGCCCUGGAGCCAAGAUCGGAGAUGGCAGCAAGGUGGAGAAACUGGCUGUUGUUGAAGAGGGGGCGAUAGUACCAGAAGGUGCUCUUGCCAGAGGAAACCCAGCAUGUCAUGCAGGCUCAGCCAAACUUGAAGAAGCAAGCUCUUUUGAAGACUCCAUGUUGGAUGUCUUCAAGUUAGUUUGGACAGUCCUUGAAGCAUAUCACUUCUUUGCACUUUCCUUUCUGGUUCACAUCUCGCUCAAUCGAAUCAUGCCCUCCUGGCGUUAUGAAGUGAUCCUCCAUUGGUUUGCCCUUGUUCUGAUUUCAUCCUUUCUUGGCCUCAUCACAAGCAUUCCACUCAAGUGGUUCUUGAUUGGGAAACGGGAUCCAUCCGACGAGCAUAAUGGUUCACUCUAUCGCCAAGCAACCAAUUGGGCAUGUGACUUCCACUUCCGUGUAGCUUCUUGGCCCCUUACUCCUUUCUUUGGUCAGACCAGGCUCUGGCAUAUCAUCCUUUGCCUCCACGGCCUUGAUGUGGAUAUGGAAUCAUGCCUUAGCAACCCAUACAGAAUCUUCUUCCCUUCCAAGGUUGAUUUUGUCAAGAUUCGAAAGUCAUUUGUUGCCACUGGUACCAUUGACUUGAGCCAGCGGGCAGAUUCCAAGAUGGAGAUUGUAAACAGCAGCAUUGGGUACAACUGCUCCCUGUGUACUGGUGUCAAGAUUCAAUCAUCCAAUAUCCCACCAAGGUCCAUUGUGUCCGAUGACGUCUAUGAUUUGAAUCCUUCAGGAAAGGCAUGGAAGCCCAGCAUUUCUUUCAUACUUCUUCCAGAAGUAUCACAACUUCUAUUGAAUGUUGUCAUUUUUGCCUCCCUCAUUCCUUCCUUUGAGAUUGGCCUUGCCAUUUUGAAGAGCUCCUCCACAUCCAUUGCCAUGUUGGGGUUGACAGGAUGCAUUGCCCUUCAGCUAUUUGUUUGGGUCCUCUUGACCAGGUCUGUCGAAACUUUGAUGCUGAAACUCCCCAGUAGUACUCAGCUUGACCUGGUUUCCAUUUACAUCAACCACAUGUGGCAGUUCAAUGCUGGCAACUGGCUGGUUCUUCUUCUGUAUGGCACACCCAUGUUCACCUAUUAUGCUCGAAUGAUGGGAGCUACAGUGGAAGGUGAUUUGUGGUACUUUGGGAAUUCUCUCUAUGAGUAUGCCAAGCUACACUUUCAGGGUUGUACAAUUGUGGAUGAUUCACAUGUGAGUGGCCACUUCAUUGAUGCAAAUGGCCUCACAAUAGAUGACACCUAUGUGACUGGAGUUCUUCAUCCAGGGUGCUAUGCCUCGGCUGGAUCAGUUGUUUCUGGUUCUGAACAUGGCCCUUGGAAGCUCUUCUUGAGGAGUGUUGAUGAUGUGCAUGAUGGAUUCUAUGAUGAAGAGAAGGGCUGCACAAAACAAGAGAGCUGUUUGUCAGAUGAACUUCUCAAUGUCUAG